AAACCGACCAAUCAGAUCCUUUAUAUGGUCGCGAUUCCAGAGGAAGGGGAUUUUAUGACACGGCGGGAAAGAGGGGAUAUUUACUUAUUCUCAAUAAUACCCACAGACGCUUAGGUACUGGAGAUGAUGUUAGCAACUUACAAUACUUCUUUGGAGACAUACUUCGUUAUAGAGUAGACACUAUAUCAAAUGAUCUCUCCAGGGCAGACGUUAUUCGGGCAUUGCAAAGCGCACGGGAUAACAUCCGUUCUGGUGCCACACAUGAAUAUUUCCCUUUUAUCUGCGCUAUACUUUCCCAUGGAGACGAGAAUGGGCUGUCGUUUACAGAUGGUGCAAUUAAAGUUAAUGAAAUAAGCAAAAUAUUCAAGGAUAAAAUUGAGGAGCACAACCUCCGUAGAAACAAACUCUCCGGACGACCCAAAUUGUUUUUUAUAGAGUCGUGUCGUGGAGGGAAAGCGCAAGGAUUACACGAAGUUGAUGAUGCAGACGACAUUGUACCGCAACGCAAUGUUGACAUGGCAGAUGAAAUAAUUUAUAUUCCCUCGGAUGCUAACACAUUAUUAGCUUAUUCAAGCACCAAAGGAUAUGCUUCAUACAGAGAUCGGUCACGCCCAGACACCGCUCAUACAUACUUCAUUAAGGCUUUGAUAGAUGUGUUUACAGAGUAUUACACUACGGAUCAUGUGGAAGACAUGUUAAUCUCAGUUAAAGAAAGGGUGGCGAUAGACAAUGCUUCACUCUAUGACACAGAAAAAUACACAUACACGAAACAGAUGCCGUGUACACAGAGCACGCUUACCAAACGACUUUACCUUACACCUUAUAAUGGGCAAUGAGGAAUCAAUACAUACGCAUACAAUCAAUAUAUGUAUCUUUCCACUGCCUGGCUACAUUUUUAUCGUAUAGUCAUAAUAUGGUUUUUUGUUGUUUUUUUAUUAUUAUUUUUUAAAAUAGAUAUUGUCUUAUAUAUUAACUCUAGUCCUAACUCUAACUCGUGAAAUCACUUGAAGAAAUCAAAGUGCUGAAGGCACGGCAUUUAUUGGCCGGUAUUAAGACUUGCACAAAUGAUAUCAAAUAAAUUUAAAGAAUAAUAGGAGAUCUUUAUGAUAUCGCUUGGUGAAAAUAAUUGUAAUAAUUAAAACAAUGUAAUAAACAAUAAAAUGUG
Messenger RNA from Ruditapes philippinarum (Manila clam), 1165 nucleotides. Its product is annotated as caspase-3-like. Gene Ontology annotation, biological process: proteolysis. Lineage: Eukaryota; Metazoa; Mollusca; Bivalvia; Venerida; Veneridae. Gene Ontology annotation, molecular function: cysteine-type endopeptidase activity. The record is from RefSeq and is a predicted model, not a curated record.